Schistocerca gregaria is the source of this 3509-nucleotide messenger RNA. RefSeq names its product alkylglycerol monooxygenase-like. Gene Ontology annotation, biological process: lipid biosynthetic process. Gene Ontology annotation, cellular component: endoplasmic reticulum. The record is from RefSeq and is a predicted model, not a curated record. The transcript has 9 exons. NCBI's taxonomy places the organism in Eukaryota, Metazoa, Arthropoda, Insecta, Orthoptera, Acrididae. Bases 45 to 1406 code for a protein of 453 amino acids. Gene Ontology annotation, molecular function: oxidoreductase activity; iron ion binding.
GUCUGUGCCGCGUGCGCGCCGGCAUUCAGCGUCGCGACGCCGCCAUGAACACAUCGUACGCGCCACACCUCUUCCUACCGGGCGAGCCGCCGGCGGGGGUGCUCAAGGGCGCCGCCGCCAUGUUCUACGUCGUCGACCCCGCCGAGACGACGUUUCAGGACGCCGACGACGUCCCCAAUUUCUUCAGACAGGCGUGGCCGUACUUCGUGGCUUUCAUGCUGCUGGAGAACCUGCUGUUGUGGCUGGAGGGGCGGCCGACGGCGCGGCUCAACGACAGCCUCACCUCCAUCUCGCACGGACUCUUCCAGGAGUGUGGCAGGCUGGUGUUCCGCGGAGCCGAGCACUGGGCGUACGUGAGCCUGUACGAGCGCUGGCGCCUGCUGGACCUGCCGUGGGACUCCCCGGCCACGUGGUACCUGGCGCUCGUCGGCGUCGACUUCUGCUACUACUGGGUGCACCGCGCCUGCCACGAGGUGCAUAUCCUGUGGGCGCAGCAUCAGGUGCACCACAGCUCCGAGGAGUACAACCUGGCCGUGGGGCUGCGGCAGUCGCUGCUGCAGGGCUGGUGCGGCUUCGUGUUCUACCUGCCGCUUGCGCUGGCCAUCCCGCCGUCGCACUUUCUGGUGCACCAGCAGUUCAACCUGCUGUACCAGUUCUGGAUCCACACGCAGGCGGUCACCACGCUGGGCCCCCUGGAGUGGGUGCUCAACACGCCGAAGCACCACCGCGUCCACCACGGUUGCAACUUGUACUGCCUGGACAAGAACUACGGCGGUUUCCUGAUCGUGUGGGACCGGCUGUUCGGCACUUUCGCUGAGGAAAGGAAGGGCGAGGAGAUCGUCUACGGCCUCGUCUUCAACCAGCCCUCCUUCAACCCCCUCUACCUGCAGGUGUUCUACAACCAGCACGUGGUGGACAAGUGGCGUGCCAUGGACAGCUGGUGGGACAAGCUGGCAGCCGUGUGGAAGGGGCCCAGCUGGCAGCCGGGAAAGCCCCGCCUGGGGCUCGACGAGGACAAGCUGGACAUCCGCAGCCGGGAGAAGUACGACGUGCGGCUUCCACUGUGGUGCAAUGCCUACCUGCUGUUGCACUUCUGCGUCGUCGUCUACGGCUUCCAGGAGCUGGCCGCUAGGCACAUGGGUAUGAGUCCCGCAGUCGUGCUGUUGUUUGUGGUGUACGUGCUCGCAUCACUCACCGCUAUCGGGCUGCUGUUUGACAACAGCCCACAUGCGAGCUUGCUGGAGCUGGUACGCUGCCUCGCCUUCUUGGCUUACGUCCAGGGCUCGGGGCUGCACGUGACUGGCGGACCUCGUGUCUCAGUCCUGCAGUCCUUCUUUCUACUUUCGUCCUGCUUCUGGCUGCUCAAGGGCUUGCGCGUGCUGCACAUCGAGAGCAAGGCGCAGUGAGCUAUCUCUAGCACAUGCAGUGCCUGCUCGUCCGCUGUCAAGAGUGCUCCGGCACCUACCUUAGUGUAGUGUAGUAUAAUAUCGAUGCCUGUCGUGCUGCUGCUGAGAGGUACAGCUCCGGACCGACAGUGGUACGGCAACUGCCUUCCACCUGUGAUACUUUACAUCACAACAUGGCACCCCACAGCUCUUGUGGCAAGUAAUGAAGAAAGGUUUAAAACUGUGUGCUGGACAGGGACUUCAACUCGGGCCAUUUUGCAGGCAGCUAAGCUACCUGGGCACACGCCACGUUUGCAACUUGUAUUCUUCCAGCACUUCUCUUACCUUAAAAUUGAUAACGAGUCCAUAAUGAUUUUAUGCGGCACAGAGACAGUGAUACAUUUUAUGAACAAAAGUCCAUCGCCUGCCUGUAUUUCAGUGUUCCAGGCUUUAAUAAGUGUUUCACAGUGAAAUCCCCUUCAUCAGUGUUUCCAAAAUUCACUUGAAGUUUUUCAUUGUAAGCUGGCAGAUGUUAUUUGAAUAAAAUAUAUAUUACAACAACUGUACAUAAUAACAACAUAUGAGGAGACGUCCUAAGUAUCAGUGCAUCUCACUGCUAAGUGAAGAGUGGGUCCAAUUUCUGAUACAGCCAGGAAUUAUUUCCUUAGUGAGAGGACCAGUGCACUCACUGUGGGGGCAUCUGAGGAGCUAUUCGAAGAAGAAGUAGCGACUUCAAGGUCUCUACUCCACUUCGUUCAAAUGGCUCUGAGCACUAUGGGACUUACUAUCUGAGGUCAUCAGUUCCCUAGAACUACUUAAACCUAACUAAACUAAGGACAUCACACACAUCCAUGCCCAAGGCAGGAUUCGAACCUGCGACCAUAGCAGUCGGGCUGUUCCGGACUGAAGCACCUAGAACCCCUCGGCCACUGCGGCUGGCUCUACUCCACUUGUCUGUGUUAAAUGGGUGCUGUGAGCUGAGACAAAAACCCAGAAACAUGCCCACACCUCUCUUACCUCCCUGCCACACAAGCUGAUACGGUACAUACACAGCUAACCUAGACUGUGACUGCUACUGUUGCCCUGUAAUUGUGCUGGAUUUCACAGACUUUACCUAGCCAAUGAGCAAAAACUGAUCCAAGCAGCUCCGCAGUUUGCCCCUAGAGCACACAGUGAGUUGCCCAGAACUGGCAGGCAAUAUAUUUGGAGACUAUUUUGACUGCAAUCCUUGCUAUGUAAACAUUACAGCAUACAAUGUAAUAUGUAAUAAUUUGAGCUUAUUUCUAAUCAGGGUAACUUUUUUUUAAAGAAAUGUUUUUGUAAAUAUAUUAUAAUAAAGUGCUGCAAUACCUGGACAGUAUUCUUAUGGAACAGAGCUUCUUAAAAGAUAUGUGGCUAUAUCACAUUAAUGUUAUUUCUGUGGGUCCUUCUACACUGAGCUACUAAUCAAUAUCUUCUGAUCAUUAGAGGUGAAUGUUCAUUUUGUUACUUAAAAUAGUUACGGUGCUGUCCAGAAGAAUUUCAUUGCUGUCUGAAUGUACAUGAUCUUUUCUCUACAUGUUUACAAGGGUGAAAGAGUAAAAGUGCCAUGCCGCUCAUGCUUGCGAAGUAAACUGUAGGUCUGUAAACAUUGCAAGACCUGAUACAUGUACUGGAACAUAUAACUACAUAAUAGCAACUUAUACUGAUUAAAACAAGAUAGUAAUAUCUUCUGCUCAAUACAACUCUUAACACCCAAACUUUGACUGACUAGUAUUUUAGAGUGCCUGCCACAGCAGUGUGCAAGCAUGGGUUGCCUUAGUGUUAAUUUUCAAACAAUUUAGCUACAGUAAGAAUCAGUAUUUGCAUUUCCAUUCUGUGGGCUAUUCUCAGGCCCUUGACUGAAGAAACAUUUUUUCAUGCAUCCCAUAUUACACGGUCAUUUUAAAAAUGUACAACAGUAACAAUCAAAGACAUUAUGCUCACAUUUCAGUUACACAGUAUUCUUGAAAUGUCAUAGCUCAAUAUCAUAUAAUUUAUUUAAUCACCACUUUUGUGUUCUUCAAUUGUAUAUAACUUUUGAUGUAUGAUAUAUUGUGUCUCUUUAUACUGUAUGUUUGGAAUAAAAUUCUUGCUUUAUAACAA